Tripterygium wilfordii is the source of this 3006-nucleotide messenger RNA. Its product is annotated as probable E3 ubiquitin-protein ligase RHG1A. The record is from RefSeq and is a predicted model, not a curated record. Lineage: Eukaryota; Viridiplantae; Streptophyta; Magnoliopsida; Celastrales; Celastraceae. The transcript is spliced from 6 exons. Gene Ontology annotation, molecular function: ubiquitin protein ligase activity. The coding region runs from base 446 to 2560 and encodes 704 amino acids.
GAAGAGGUAGACGGUAAGACGGAGACGCGGAACCAUCCCGAGAGGGGCAACAACAAGGACAGUUUUUGGUCUUCGCGUUGUUUGUAACUUCGUAUCCUCUCUCUCUGUCUCUGUGGGGACUUGUGGGUGGUGGGUUAUUUCGUCAAUUAAAGAUUACCGUCCUCUUUUAAUCUCUCCUCUUUAUUCACAUUCUGUUUCCCAAUCUCAAAAGCCAAAGACUCUCUCCUCUAUUCCUCUCCCCAUUGUUUCUUUGGGUUUUUCUUUUUGUUUAUCUGAGGGAGGAAAGGUUGGAAUUUUCAUCCUCUCCCUGAUUGUUAUCUCUGAUUCCUAGAUCAAUCAGGCUGUUUUGCCUACAUCGGAUCGGUUAGGACAGAAUUGUUCCAGACAAUUGGUGUUGCAAUUAGCUUACCUUAGAGUUUAUCAAAGGAUAUUUAUAUUGUCCCUAAUGCAAGGGCAAAGGGGAACUAUUGGUUCCUUGCCAGAAAUUCUGGAAUUCAGCCAUGGAUCUUCAUCAGGUAAUCCUGUCGUAAACCAGCCAAUUUGCUGGAAUAAUAUACCAAAUCCUGUUGGAAAUCAUAUGCCAAAUUAUAUGCUGGCACCUAAUUCAGAAGUUGCAUAUGUGAAUUCUCUUAAUCAAGAACAACAAAACUUGAGUGGAUGGAGCUUGGGCGAACCAAAUUUCAGUGGCUCACAAAAUGAGGUCAGCCGUGGUGUGCAGAAAAGGGAAGAUGCAUUGUUAGCUUCAGCUAGUGCUCAUAGUGGGACUGGCCAAAGGUCAGAAGAAUGGCAAUGUGAUCCACCUAAUGUUCUUUCUCUGGGAAGUGUCAAUAUGAACCCUCUGUUUUUACGCAGUUCCAAUGCUGAUGGAAUUCCGCAGAAUCUUAACUUAAAUGCAGAUUUUGGUGGUGAUGAUCAUCAGGCUUCAGAGUUUCCCAAUCUAAAUAAGUCUAGUGGAUCGGUACGUGAGCACAUACAACUUGCUGGCAGCUCCAAUACAUUUCUGCCUCCUUCAGGAAGUGGUGGAUAUUUGGUUCAAGAAAAUGACAGCCGACCCAACUGUUCAUUGGAUGGUCGCCGUGCUUCCUGCAAAAGGAAGGCACUUGAAGGAAGUGUUGGGCAGUCCUCUAUGGAUGGAAGUUCAAACUACCUUCAGCUGACAGAAAGCAGUUUAUGGCAUGGUGGUUCAGGUCGAUAUAAUGAAGGAACCAGUUUGAGCAUUUCUUCUCCUUCGGAACAAUCAAACCCAAGACUUUGUGCAAGAACUUCUGACACUGUUUCUGGUUCAAUGCUGACAGGAAGUGCUGAAGGAUCCCACAGAAAUUUCCGCCUAAGGAUUAACCCUCCAAAUCAGCAGGAACCUACCACCCUCACUUUACCUUCAACAGGGAAUGCUGUUAGGUAUUCAAGUGUUUCAACUCCCCAGCAGUCAUCUAGACCUAUUCCAGUUGACCACUCUUUGGACUUAAGGUCAGCCUCAGCCUCCAAUAGUGCUAUGCCUCAGAGCCAGUCUACUGUAAUCGGUGUUCCACCUAUGCUGCAAAAUGUGCAACCAUUUGGGUGGAAUGACAGCUCUAGCUCUAGAGCUGUUACUUCAGCAGGUUCUUUUGUUUCCAAUGAUAGAAAUGCUGUUCGAAUCGAGGAUGUGAGCUCAAGGAGUAGAGCCAGAAACAUCCAGGAACGUCCUAUGUUUGUUCCAGCAACUGAGUUAAGGGGUAGAAAUCAAACGACUAGAAAUUUAACCGGUGCACAUACAAAUAUUCCUGGUAAUGCUGGUUCCACAGCUACGGCCGGCUCAAGUUCAGGUGUCCAUCGGUUACGUGCUCCUCACUGGGUACCUCAUCCCCAUCCACCUUCAAGAAAUACUAGAAGAUUGCCUGAGUAUGUCCGUCGAUCGUUGUUUUCUUCUAUUGGUGCUGACUCGGGAGGUCAAAAUAAUUCUUUACUACAUUCAGCUGCCCCUUCCUCAGAUGAGAGGGCGCUUCCAUCUGGAGCUGGUAAUGAUGGGCAUCAUCGCCUGAACUCAAGGUCAAUGUCAUGGAUGGAGAGACAUGGUGAUGGUGCACUUGGAAUUUCCUAUCCGUUGCGAACUUUGGCUUCUGUCGGUGAGGGAAGAAGCAGGCUUGUUGCAUCCGAGCAGAUUCGAAAUGUCUUGGAACUUAUGCGCAGAGGCGGGAACAUACGAUUUGAGGAUGUCAUGCUACUUGACCAAUCAGUAUUUUUUGGGGGUGCUGAUCUCCAUGAUAGGCAUAGGGAUAUGCGGCUUGAUGUCGACAACAUGUCCUAUGAGGAAUUAUUAGCACUGGAGGAGCGUAUUGGCAAUGUGAAUACUGGACUGAGUGAAGAAAUCAUACUGAACCGACUGAAACAACGGAAAUAUUCUACUUCAGUAGGUACUCAGCAGGAGACCGAGCCAUGCUGCGUUUGCCAGGAGGAGUAUAAUGGCGGAGAAGAUAUUGGAACGUUGGAUUGCGGACAUGGGUUUCAUGCUGAAUGUAUCAAACAGUGGCUGAAGCACAAGAAUUUGUGCCCCAUAUGCAAAACAGCGGGGCUGGCUGUAUGAUGUAGCUAUAUGGAACCAAUUUCUCCGGUGGAUUGGAUUAAUCCAAGUCCUUGACUAUUUGUUGCUUGCUUUGGGUGAUUGGAUGUGAUACACUCCUUGCUCAGUAAUGCCAUGCAACCAGCAAAACCUAUCCUUAUUUAAACUCUUACCGGCGGUGUUGCAUGGCAUCGCAGCAGCAUUCACCCGGAGACUAAGCAUUUUUUGGGUUUGAAAAAUUGAAGCCAGAAAAUACAUUGAUGGCUGUUGCCAAUGGCUUAAGUAGUGGGAAUUCUGAACUUUGUUUCCAUCAAUUUAUUUACUAUGCAAAUGAUUCGUCUUCUAGAGUUGGGCUGGAUUCUGUAUGGGCUAGGUCGGCCCAUUCUUUGGAGGCCUAAACUUCGAGACGUUACGUACUGUAUUGGUUAAGAAUAGGAAGGCCGCUGCAGAAAGUGAUGUCGGGAAUUGCA